AUGCACGACCUCAGCGGGCCGGGCGCCAGUGUAGCAGAGGAGCUGGUAGCAACCAGCCAGCUGAAUCACUGCGCAGUCAACAAUGCUUCGACGCUCCUACCUCAGGCGGCUGGGACCGGGUCUUCCUCUAUCCAGCUCACAACUGCUAUUGUGGAUGACGAGCCGCUCCACCCGUGGGUCUACGGCUUUGAUGGUCAGCCUAUCCCGCAACAGGAAUUUGAUCUGGAAAACGGCGGCGAUUGGGGUGUAGCUGGGGAGAGUCUUGGGCCAUCAUCGACCUUUCCCGGACAGAUAACCGCCUUAAACGGUUGA
Messenger RNA from Colletotrichum abscissum, 312 nucleotides. RefSeq lists its product as uncharacterized. The transcript has 3 exons. Bases 1 to 312 code for a protein of 103 amino acids. The record is from RefSeq and is a predicted model, not a curated record. NCBI's taxonomy places the organism in Eukaryota, Fungi, Ascomycota, Sordariomycetes, Glomerellales, Glomerellaceae.